UUGCCUGUCAAGUCAAGAGGCAGCAGGGGCAGAGAUUUGAACCAUGAGAAGGAACUUUGUCAGUUUGUCCCCGCGAAGCAUGGCGUUCACCGAGUGUUUGACACCUACCGAGCUGCUCGCAGACGGGAAGGGUUUAAAGAGGAAAAACUGGAGGAACAGAAUAAGAUUUCUCCUGAAGACGAAUUCUUCCAAGUCAGUGUUACGUCUCAUUCAGAACAGAUCCUACAGGCCGAGUGCUGACGACGUGAACCAGUGGGCGCAAUCGCUUGACAAACUACUCGGUCAUAAAUAUGGGAAAGCUGCCUUUUGUAUCUUCCUGAAGUCCGAGUUCUGCGAGGAGAACAUUGAGUUUUGGACGGCCUGUGAAGAUUUCAGGACGCUCACGUCGCACAAAGAGCUGGUGUCCAAGGCCAGCGGCCUUUACGAGGACUUCAUUAAAAGCGAAGCUCCGAAGGAGAUCAACCUGGAUUUCCACACGAAAAACGCCAUCGUCCAGAGCCUCCACGACCCCACCGCGACCAGCUUCCUCGCAGCUCAGAGGAAGGUCUACAGUCUGAUGGAGAACAACUCCUACCCGAGGUUCAUCCAGUCCGACCUCUACAAAGAACUGUGCGCGGUCGCCAGGGGAGAGGGCAAGCACAUGAAGCACUAGUCAAACUCCACGGCCCCCACUCCUGAAGUCAUCUGUUUACCACUGUGACUGUGUGAUCAGACCACUGACGAUGUUCAUUCCGGGCCACUGGCCUCGGGAUAAUAGACCCUGAAUGCAAAUUCCCGAGUAUAAACAUUAACGGGCGAGUGUGGAAAAUGCAAAACCGAAGCCAUUUCCAAGUCCAUCCUGCUGGGGAGCGUUCAAGGAUGGAGAUCAGGCCCGAUGCUGAUAUGCCGCUGGAGGCAGUUUGCAUCAUUUCAACCAGAUGGGAUUAAGGUUACAUUCUCUUCACCGGGCCAUUACCUGCACUUUCCCUGAUGUGCUAUAAGAGCUUUUAAAAAAGCAAUUCAAGAAAAUGGUGUCGUAGAGCCACUGCAUUCACGGAAUGAGAAGAGUCUGUCAAACACUUGUUGGAAUGUACAGCAUGUUCAUUUGUGCAAGGUCACAUGCGUACACAGGACUUCCUAUGUGACCCUGCAUUUCAUCGCCACGACGCUCACAUGGAUUUUGGAUCAGUUUACACAAAAAAGUGCAAUUCAAAUGCAUAUAUAUAAACAUUUCGCAAUUUCCACCGCAGACUGUAUUUGGCUUAAAAUGACUGACAAUGUUUGAAUCCCGUUUCUGACAAUGUUAUUUAUUGUAAAUAUUGUGAUACUAUUUGUCUAACGUGAAUUUAAGUUUGGGGCAGCUGGACUGCUCGAGAAAUAAACUUUGUUCUUCGGUGCUGAAAAUA
This is a messenger RNA of Scophthalmus maximus (turbot), 1385 nucleotides long. RefSeq names its product regulator of G-protein signaling 2. The coding region runs from base 44 to 652 and encodes 202 amino acids. The record is from RefSeq and is a predicted model, not a curated record. Lineage: Eukaryota; Metazoa; Chordata; Actinopteri; Pleuronectiformes; Scophthalmidae. The transcript has 5 exons.